Penicillium lagena is the source of this 1086-nucleotide messenger RNA. RefSeq names its product putative integral membrane protein Pth11-like. Lineage: Eukaryota; Fungi; Ascomycota; Eurotiomycetes; Eurotiales; Aspergillaceae. The coding region runs from base 1 to 1086 and encodes 361 amino acids. The transcript is spliced from 5 exons. The record is from RefSeq and is a predicted model, not a curated record.
AUGGCCGGCGACCACGGCUCUCAAGGCCCGACGGUCACAGGCGUCUGCGUUGCUUUCGCCGUCUUGACGUUCCUUGUUUUGGCUCUGCGGCUCUUUUCACGCAUUGUCGUGCUGGGGAAAAUGGGCCUUGAUGACUAUUUGAUCAUUGGAGCAUGUCUUCUCUCUUGGGCGUUUAUUGCUGUUGUCAUAGUCGCCGUCCAGGAUGGACUCGGACAACACUACAAAUACGUGGAUAAGAGCAAACUCACCAACUACUCCUUCGCUGUCUGGCUGAGUUCAAUGUUCUACCUGGCCUGCCUCGGGUUCGUGAAGACGUCGGUGCUAUGGUUCUACACCCGACUCGGGGACCGGUUCCUCCUGCGGAUGUCCUACGUGAUGAUGGCCGUCAUCGCCGCACAAGCUACUUCCUUCGUGCUCGUCGCCGCGUUCCAAUGCAGCCCAAUUAGUAUGGCCUGGACGGCCACCGGACCGGGCAAGUGCGUCAACAUCAACGUGUUCUAUCUCUGCAACGCAGCACUGAACAUCUUCACGGACCUCUUGACGUACACUUUGCCCAUUCGGGUUAUUCUGCGGCUUCAGAUGCCGCGGAAGCAGAAGAUUGCGCUGGGAUUUAUCCUGUGUCUCGGUCUUUUUGCAUGCGUCUCAUCGAUCAUUCGCAUUACUUAUAUCCCCGCCAUGCUCGAGUCCAGCGAUCCCACCUACGCCAUCGCGGGAGCCAUGUACUGGUCCGUAAUUGAAACGAACGUGGGCAUCUUCGCGGCGUCCAUCCCGUCCUUCAAGGCCAUUGCCUCGCGCUUCCUGCCCCGCUUCAUUGGCGAAUACAGCGGCCGUCGCAAGUACGGUCCUUGGUCUGGCAAUACCGAUGCGCGUCGCUACGGGUCUGGGUUCACCAAGGUCACUGACCCCAACGGUAUCACUAUGGGGACUAUCAAUGGCCAGGAUGAUGCCACCAUGGGGACCCAGAUUGGAGCUGGGCUGGGCAGUAACUCGAGUGAGGAGCGCAUUAUUAUCCCGGAUGGCAAGAUCUUUACCCAGACGCAAAUUGAGACCAAUGUUGAGGUUAACAGGAGCUAUGGGAGGAGGUAG